AUGAAGUUCUUCGUUCCCGCCCUUCUCCUCGCUGCCACUGCCAUGGCUUUGCCUGGCCACCCUGGCUCUAGCAACGAGGUCAGCCCAUCCUCCGACAACCAGGUUAAGAAUGUCGUCAACCAGUGUGCAAACACUGGCGAUGUCAAGUGCUGCAACAAGGUCAACAAGAACGAGGACGUUACCCAGAACAACGUCGGUCUCCUGUCCAACGUCCUCGGUGCCAUCGGCAGUGAGGGCCUUGGUCUCGGACAAGGCUGCACCUCCUUGAACAUUCCCGUCAAUGUUAUCGGUGCCGCCGGUCUCACUGACUUCCUGAAGAAGAACUGCCAACAGGAAGUUGCUUGCUGCCAGAACAGCAACUCCCAGGCCAACAACAACCUUGUUGGCGUCGCACUUCCCUGCGUUAGCUUCGGCAGCCUUCUCUAA
Messenger RNA from Penicillium olsonii, 426 nucleotides. The record is from the annotation of a GenBank genome assembly. NCBI's taxonomy places the organism in Eukaryota, Fungi, Ascomycota, Eurotiomycetes, Eurotiales, Aspergillaceae.